Vigna radiata var. radiata (mung bean) is the source of this 1811-nucleotide messenger RNA. RefSeq lists its product as uncharacterized. NCBI's taxonomy places the organism in Eukaryota, Viridiplantae, Streptophyta, Magnoliopsida, Fabales, Fabaceae. The record is from RefSeq and is a predicted model, not a curated record. The transcript is spliced from 3 exons. Bases 440 to 1627 code for a protein of 395 amino acids.
UGACAAAACCCUAAAUCCUGGCAGGACAUUAGAGAGGGAAAGGCUGUUGCAGCAUUUGGUUCUUAUUGCCGCCAGAGAGGAACAAGCAGUCGCUCCUCCAUUUUGCUGUUCUGGAAUUCUCUUUAGUCUUGAGGCAUUUUCAUAAUCUCUUUUUGAAUUCUUUCUGUAUCUUCCUCUAUUCUGCUUCCUUCUAUCAACGCCUGUCAAAUACCUUUCGAAUUGCGCCUGUGACUGUUGCAGAGGUGCUAUCACAAAACAGACCUUUAGACAAACUAAUAGGCUUGGACAGGCCAGACAUUUACGUAGGUCAGGCUAAGCCUUUUUGAAAAAGGCUUAUGAUUGGUAAAGAAGUCGGGAUUAUGCUUUUGUAUCUUCAACUUAGGUCAAGUUUAGGCUUAGCAAGCCUUGGUCCGAUUUGAUCUCUUUCCAGUCAUUAAUCAUGACUUUGUUAGAAGUAAUCAAGGAUGCUUCAAUCAAUUCAAAACCGCUUGAUUUACCUUUGGACUACCCAAUUGUUCUGAACCCAGAGAGUAUCUUACCCACUUUAAAGGCCGAAGUUAAAGAUGAAUCUUCUUCAUCACUGGUAAGGCCCCUUACUGGGUGGCAUAUUUCGCCAAAGGAUGCUGAGAUCGUUGACAUUAACAAAAAGUUCUUUACAGAGCUGAAUGCUAAGCUCAAGAAGACUAAUAAUUUGGAUAAGGGUGACUUUGUUAGUAGUUUGAAUUCUUAUCUGGAAAACAUCAGGGACAAAGCAGGGGUUGUGAUUAGGGUUGAUUCGUCCCGAAAUGAGUAUAGCAAGACUUUGGUUGAUAAGCUUGGAGUAUACAUGGGUAAAGAUGUUGCUGGCCUGGUAUUGAAUGGGUGUGUUUCUUUGGAGAUGUGGGAAGUGGUCGAGGCUUUAAUUGUUAAUGCUAUUAUUGAGCAUUCUUGCUAUUCAAGCCUGAUCACCAAGUUAGUGGAAAAAAAGCAGUCUGAUUUGAUCUGUUUAUGCAUAAAGCAUGCUUUCGAUCUUGGUUCAUCAGAAAUACUCAGCAUUUUGAGGUAUUUUCUUUCGCCAUCCAAAGAUGCUUAUAACAGUAUGCUAAAUGUGAAGAAGGAGUGGAAGAGGCAAGCAGUGUUAGCCAUUGAGAUUUUAAGUGGUAGCAAGCUGAAGAGGAAGAAAUUGCUUUUGGCAAAGGAGGCUUCCAUUUUGCUUAUGAUGGCCUAUGAUGGUUUCUCUGCGUCUGAGACUUGUUUGCAUUAUCUGAUUGCAUCAUCCAACAUCAAUGACGUGAUGCUAUCUCCUUCACUCAGUAAGUUGAAUGGCAAAGAAUUAAUAAAUUUGAUUCGUUAUUUAGGCAAGUGGUUGAAGAAAUACGAGAGGUUUCCUCAAGCAGGACCAUGUCCAAGAGCCUCAUCAGUUUUGGGUUUGGAGGCUUGCGAUUGGGUUCCUAAACUUGAAGAUGUUAUAAAAUGUCUUGGCUUACUGCUAGAUGAGAAAUUUUCUUCAUUGGUGUUACAUCCACUGUUUCACGAGGAGCUGAGAUCAAUUGAAGGAGUGGUUAAUUGUUUAACUGCUGAAGCCAAAAUUUGUCACUUAACGGCUGAUGUAGUUGACAAACUAAAGAUCGAAGCUGAAAAUUUGUAAGCCUCUUCCGAGCGAGAUUCAUCUGAUUUGUUUUUUUUCAUCUUUGCAAAUGAUGUACUCGUACAUGAACAAUGGUCAAUGAGCACAAAUUUUUAUUUCUUUAUUAACACAACCCUCGUCCUAAUAAUUCAGGAUGUGUAUUUUUGUGGUUAAGGAUCAUAAUUGCCAUUCUUUUAGAGAUACA